Orbicella faveolata is the source of this 3528-nucleotide messenger RNA. RefSeq lists its product as uncharacterized. Gene Ontology annotation, biological process: signal transduction. NCBI's taxonomy places the organism in Eukaryota, Metazoa, Cnidaria, Anthozoa, Scleractinia, Merulinidae. Gene Ontology annotation, cellular component: plasma membrane. Gene Ontology annotation, molecular function: signaling receptor activity. The record is from RefSeq and is a predicted model, not a curated record.
CCAUGACGUAGCUCAUUUAAGGCUGGUUUCCAUCCGAUCGCUACGAUCGCUGCGAAAAAAAUUGUAGCGAUCGAUCUCUUCGGCGACCGUAGCCAUGGUGAACGGAGAUAGACCUCAGUUCUACCUCAGCAAUCAUAGUGAUCGCUGCGGCAUAAUACGGAAACCACGCUCUACAGAUAUUAGCGAUCACUGCGAUGAAAAAUAUACCAGAGAUUCUGAGUGCAGUGCGCCGUUGCUUCGUCUAAGUCCUCCAGGGCAGUUUAAUUUGCAGCGAUAUCGUGGUAGUCAUAGGAACAGGUAGCCGUAAGGAUCGCUCAACCGUUUGUUGGAGCGCAGCAAUCGUAGCCAUGGUAACGAUCAUAUGGAAAUUAGCCUCUAUGGAAUAUAUGACUCUUGAUAUAUAAUGAAUCCUUUCAUAUUCAGAUAUUUCUUUUACGCAUGCACUGACUUUUGUAAAAAUAUUCUCCACUCUAGAUGCACCGAAAGUUUAUUGGUGCUCCAAAACUCCAACUUUUUUGAUCGAAGGAAAAAAACCAGACGAUUUGGAAUGCCAUUUGUCGGGAUGGCCUCUCGAAGUUUAUUGGUACAAGGAUGACAAAAUAAUCACGAAUGGAACUGAAGGCAUUUAUCAUUCAGUGGACAAGAUGCGGGAAAAUGGAGAGGAAACUCUUCGUAGCAGACUUAGUCUUCCUGUAGGACGUGAAGACCUGGAAGGAACCUAUAAGUGCUGUGCGAAAAACAGGAUUUCUGGCCGGAGGGACUCUAAAACCUUGCAGUAUGAAUAUGUGUGUCCACAGCCAAAAAGCCUUACCAUUGUCUCUGCUCCGGAGGUUCUUGCAAGGACUUUUUCUACUGUCAAUCUGACAUGCUUGUCUGAUGUACACGACAAAUGUCCAAAACAGUUGACUUGGCGCAAUGAAACUGCCCUCUUGAAAAAUGAUACAAAGUACCAAAUAGAACAGAAGAAAACGCGCAGCAAAUGUAAACUACAAUCCAUCCUCUAUAUUUUUAACGUGACAGAAGAUGAAGAGGGAAAUUACAGCUGCAACUGGACAUGCAACAGCCAAGUAGCUGGUAUUCACUGGAAAGUGUUCGUUCAAUCACAAACGGCAACGCAAGUGACUGAAAGUGUGACCACUUCAACACGUCUGUCUUCUAAUCUGGGUUCAGGACGUCGCAGAGAGUGGCUUCUACCAAUCAUCAUCAUAUCAGCAGCAAGUGUCACCGUCUUGUUCAUGGUUUUCGUGCCAUUUUGUGUCAAGAAGAGAUGGAAAUCAUCCUAUAACAUACCAAACUAUCAGUACAGUAAAGAAGAUUUGAUAAACCGACUGUUUAUCAGCUACAGCUCAAAGGACUUUGGUUGGGUCACUGACAAUCUCAUGUCAAUUCUUGAGAAGCACUCGAUUGACUACAGCAUCCACAGCCGCGACUUUGAAAUUGGAAGACCCAUCGUCCAGAACAUGGCCGACAGUGUGUACGGCAGCCGUCAAGUGUUGAUUGUUUUGUCUGAGAAUUACCUCGCCAGCAACUUUUGUCGAGAGGAGCUGCACAUGGCUGUGCAGAGGGGAUUGGAUGAGGGUGAUUCGUCACUGAUUCUCGUAAAGAUCAACAACAUGAAGAAAAAGCAAUUACCAGCCGCUUUGAGAAAGAAGAAACUGGUCGAUUUUGACAAAUACAAGACGACACUAGAUUGGGAAGAGAGAUUAAUCAGUGAGAUAUUAAAGAGCAAAAAUGCUAGCGUGUAGAAGAUACGCGUGGUAAUAAUAAUGAUCUUAAUCAUAGUCAUAAUCGUAAUCAUAAUAAAUAGACUGAAACAAUAUUUGUGAAAAUGAUAGUUCUACUGCACCUCCAAGGUUUUAAAGACACACUGACGAGAAAAUAACACAAAUUCUAUCAAGCCGCUACGUAUUUCAAGCAGUGUCUCAACUAAAGAUGAUUCCAUAUAGGAAUCUAAUAGCUUUGGAGCUACUUAAAAGUUUUAUUCUGUGCUGUAAAUAUUUCGGACAGUUAAAAUUUCGGACGGUUUUAUUUUCGGACUCUAUUUCCAUUCGAAAUUGAAAUCGUCCCAAAUUCUUUGCACGUAAGGUGUACCGGGCGGUAACAUUCUUCUUUCUGCCCCAGUGCGGACUCCUUGACAGCGUUUAGUUUGGAUGUUGAGCUAACAGCUGGUAUUGUUUGUGUAUUUGCCCUUAAGUUUGGUCUGUUUCUGUUGUACCGUUAUCAUAAUCUCUUCGUUAGAGUCUCUGUCUUCCUCGCAGUCUACAAGCAGUCUUAUGGAUUUCCAAAUAAUUCCGUAAGGUUUUCUUUAACAGGCUCUUCUUACUUACUUAGAAGCUGUUUGUCUCCAAAGUGAAAUUCAAAAUUUAUGGUACACUGAACAGUUGCCAUAUGUGUGCCUUAGUCAUUCAUUGUUCAUUGUCACUCGAAAACGUUCGACUUCAUGCGCUCAAUACUUUUCUGCAGCCGUACGGCCCUGCCAAAAACGCUUGUGGCCCCGAAAAAUCGAUUCAAGUUAAUAACAGAAACAGUUUUCUGGCUGCAAAUUUUCUUUUUCUUUUAAAUGAGUUAUGAAAAUGAACAUAGAGUGAGUAGUGUCAUUGCUAUUCAAGUGUAGUCAUUGGUGUCCAUUGUUAUUCUAAUCUGGUCAUUGGCGUCAUUGUUAUUCUUACUAGUGUAAUCAUAAUCAUUAUUACUGUUGUAGUGUAGCCACUAGCGUCAAUCUAUUCUAGUGUAGUCAAUGGCAUCAUUUCUAUUCUUUUAUAGGUACUAGAAUCAUUACUAUUCUAGCAUUGUAGUCAUUAUCAUUAUUGCUAUUCUACUGUAAUCACUAGCGUCAUUGCUAUUCUAGUAUGGUCAUUAGCAUUGUUGCAAUUCUUAAACAGUCAUUAACAUCAUUACCAUUCUAGUAUUGGCAUCAUUGCUAUUUUUAUGGGCGUUACCUAUAGCAUCAUUGCCAUUGUAGUAUUAUGGUGAUUGUCAUUAUUGCUAUUCAAGUAUAGUCGCUAGGACCAUUGCUAUUCUACCAUAGUCAUUAGCAUCGUCGCUGUUCUAGUAUUAACAUCAUUGCAACUUUUUUAGCAUCCUUGCUAUUCUAGUAUAGUCAUUGGCAUCCUUGCUAUUCUAGCAUAGUCAUUAGCAUUUUUUGCCAUUUUAGUAUAGUCAUCGGCAUGAUUAGAUUAGAUUAGAUUAAGAGCUCAACAUUUCUAUCGCGUGGCAGUUGACGAGGAAGCAGCCCGAGUCAACUAUCACGCAUAAUAAAUAAUAAGUGAUGGUGAAUUAGUGGGUAAUAGGAGUUUUUUAAACCAAUCACAAUCGAGGAAAUUGUAAUUUUUAUGAUUAUAAUAGUAAUAAUAUUAAUAUUAAAAAUUUGUAUAGCGCGACUUUCCAUAAAAUGUCCUAGUGCGCUUUACAUCAUAAAAAUAAAAACUAAUCCUAAAAGACGUAAAUUUUCAUUGGUUACUAAAAAUUGCAAAACGUGUUAAAGUAGAUAACAAUUCAAUAAAAGAUUAAAUAAAAGAGCUAACCUGA